Vanrija pseudolonga is the source of this 2109-nucleotide messenger RNA. RefSeq names its product Efflux pump FUB11. Gene Ontology annotation, molecular function: transmembrane transporter activity. Bases 317 to 2074 code for a protein of 585 amino acids. Lineage: Eukaryota; Fungi; Basidiomycota; Tremellomycetes; Trichosporonales; Trichosporonaceae. Gene Ontology annotation, cellular component: plasma membrane. The transcript has 11 exons. Gene Ontology annotation, biological process: transmembrane transport. The record is from RefSeq and is a predicted model, not a curated record.
CUGCACUCUCCAACGGGUUAACACUGCUGCUAACCCGUAAUGCCUGACGCCGCCUGACGCCAAGACUGCACUAAAAGCUUUCACCACGGCCUGAGCGACCUGAACCUGCAGAUAUAGUUGACACUGAAACCAUGACAAAACGCGUCGCGGCAAAUCCUAUCCGAUUCCCGCGGCCGUGAGGCCCCACCAUGUUAGUUGCCGGCACCUUGCGAGACACCCCACGGAGAAGACCGACAGUAUAUAUCGGGUCUAGACUUGGCACCACGACCUGCCUUCCCCCCUCCUUGACCACUUUGCUAUUGCUCUCAUCUCCAUCAUGGAUACGCGCGGGGCAUCGGUCUCUACGUCCAUGUCCGAGAUGACGAUCGAUGCGGCUCAUCCGGGCGCGGCAGCGACUCCUGUCGACCACAGCCUCACGCUGCCAAGUCGGCCCUGGCGACGCUGGACCACACCUUGGUCGGCAAUCCGAGAACAUGCGUACAAGGGAAGCGGAACCGAAAUUGACCCGUUUGUCGUCGACUGGCUUCCAAACGACGUUGAGGACCCGUACAACUACUCUGUGGGAUACAAGUGGACAUGUACACUGAUUGCCGCCACUGGCACCUUGGCGGUGACAAUGGGCAGUUCGUCUCUGAGUGGAGCCAUUCACGGAAUAAAGGCGGAAUUUCCUGGGUAUAACAACAUGGUCUACAUCAUGGUUACUGGCAUCUACCUCGGCGGAUUCGUGCUGGGACCAUUUGUUUGGGCACCAAUGUCCGAGGUGUAUGGCCGCAGGAUGGUGUACGUGGUGACGAUGGCUCCGUUCACAGCGCUGUGCGCGGGCUUGUGCGGUUCCCCGACCAUUACUGCUCUGCUUGUGCUUCGUUUCUUUGCUGGGACUUUUGGGUGCAGCUCCAUGACCAACGCUGGUGGACUCAUCUCGGACAUGUUCAGAGCAAAGGACCGCGGCUUGGCAAUGGGAGUGUUUGGGGCGAUGCCAUGGCUGGGGCCGGCCCUGGGUCCGAUUGUUGGAGGCUUCUUGUCACCAAUAUCGUGGCGAUGGGCGGGAGCUGUGGUAGCCAUAUUUGCCGGCAUCCUUGCCCUCCUCCAUCUCGUCUUCCUUCCUGAAACCUAUGCUCCAGUGUUGCUGCGACAAAGAGCCAACACGCUGUCGGCUGAGACUGGGCAGGUGUAUCGAUGUGUCUACGACGCCGCCAAGCCGUUCUCGACUAGGGAGCUCAUCAAGACGCAGCUCAAAGUUCCCUUUAUUCUGCUCUUCACCGAGCCGAUUGUCUUUGUUCUGUCGCUAUACCUCGCCUGUAUCUUUUCCAUCCUCUACCUCCAGUUCACGUCAUUCCCCAUUGUCUUCCAGGGCGAGCGGCAUUGGUCGCCAGGGAUUUCAUCGCUCGCUUUCCUCGGAACGUCCAUCGGCUGCAAUGUUGCACUGCUGUACAUGGUGUUUUGGGGUAACCCAGCGUACGCAAAGUCGUUGAAGCAGAAGGGGUACCUGCAGCCAGAGGCUCGUCUUCCUUCUGCCAUCAGUGGAGCGCUCCUGAUUCCUGUUGGCCUCUUCAUCUUCGCCUGGACAUGCUCACCAACUCGCAUCCCUUGGAUCAUUUCAAUCCUUGCCACGGUUCCAUUCGGCGGUGGCAUGGUUCUGGUGUUCCUGGCGUGUACCAACUAUCUCGUGGACGCGUACCUCCCUACCGCGGCUAGCGUGCUGGGCGCUUCGACCGUGACCCGGUCCAUCAUGGCUGUUGUCCUGCCCCUCUUCACGGUCGACAUGUACGACGCGCUCGGGGUCAACUGGGCAUCGUCGGUCUGCGCAUUCAUCUCUCUUGCAUUUGUACCCGUUCCUUUCCUCUUGAUUGCAUAUGGGCCGAGGAUCAGACGCAUGACAAAACACGGCCGGGAAGCCGACGACCACGGUCUCGAGAUUGCAGCGUCUCGUGCCGCCGCCAUUGCUGCCAACCCAGAAGCCGACGUCGAUGCCAACGAAAAGUGGGGCACAGUUGGUGAAGACGUUCGCACACCCAUCCAUGAGAUUGAGGAUCCUGUCUCGCAAAACGCGCGUGCCCAAGCCCCAGGUCACUAGACAACGCGCACCAGUGUAACUGUAGUAAAGUGGCA